GGAAUGAAUGGUCUUCGAGACCGUCGACCCACUACUCUAAAUGAGGCGGCCAAGUUAGCUGAUGAACAGUAUGAUUCGCGAUUACACGAAUUGUCCAAAUACCGACCGGCGGCUCGGGCCAAAAUCAAGGAAAACUACCGAACGACUUCAGGGCUCCUGUGCCAGCGGGGCCCACCCGGUACUCAGGACCACCCAGUAACAACACACCAGAUCGUCCCCGGCCCACAUGUUAUCGGUGUAAGUGACGCGGGCAUCUUAUGGCCAGCUGUCCACUGA
Molecule: messenger RNA, 276 nt
Organism: Pelobates cultripes (western spadefoot toad)
Lineage: Eukaryota; Metazoa; Chordata; Amphibia; Anura; Pelobatidae
Source: the annotation of a GenBank genome assembly